Lasiodiplodia theobromae is the source of this 1761-nucleotide messenger RNA. Its product is annotated as MFS transporter. The transcript has 2 exons. The coding region runs from base 1 to 1761 and encodes 586 amino acids. Lineage: Eukaryota; Fungi; Ascomycota; Dothideomycetes; Botryosphaeriales; Botryosphaeriaceae. Gene Ontology annotation, molecular function: transmembrane transporter activity. The record is from RefSeq and is a predicted model, not a curated record. Gene Ontology annotation, biological process: transmembrane transport.
AUGGAACGCAAAGACGACCUCAACAACAACCACGCACAUGGCGAGCCAGACUCGAUAAGUGACGAUGACAAGUCGAUCUCGCGGCAAAGCGGAGAUACGAGUGGCUAUGCUAUCCUUGACGAUUCCACAAAGGAAGAAGAAAGCCACGGGGCGUCGCCGAAGCAGCAGAAAUACGGAUGGAGAUUCUGGGCCGUCUUUUUCGGGCUGGCCGUCACCGCCCUCAUCAGCGGGAUGGAGGGUGUCAUUCUGUCCACAGCGCUGCCGACCAUCUCGCGCGACCUUGGUCCCGGAGAAAACUAUUCGUGGGUCGUCAACGCCUACUUCCUCACCAGUGCUGCGGUCCAGCCGCUAUACGGACAGCUGGCAGACAUUUUUGGGCGGAGAUGGAACAUGCUGGGCGCCGUUGCAAUCUUUGCGCUGGGCAGCGGCAUCUGCGGCGGCGCAACGAGCUCCGACAUGCUGAUUGCAGGCCGCGCCGUCCAAGGCAUCGGUGCGGGCGGGCUCAACAUGCUCAUCGACGUGAUUAUCUGCGAUCUGGUGCCUCUGCGCGAGCGCGGCACGUACGUUGGACUGCUCUUCAUGAUCGUCACCGUUGGCUCUGCUUGCGGGCCAGUCGUUGGCGGCGCCAUCGUCGACAACACAUCCUGGCGCUGGGUCUUCUACUUCAACCUGCCCUUCUGCGGCCUCGCCCUGCUCCUCCUCUGGGCCUUCCUCCGCACAGCCUUCAAAAACGAAGCCUCCCUCGCCGCCAAGCUCAAACGCAUCGACUACAUCGGCAACGCCAUCAUCAUGGGCGCCACCGUGGCCAUGCUCUUCGCCGUCACCUACGGCGGCACUCGCUACGCCUGGUCCUCGCCGCACACCCUCACCCCGCUCAUCCUCGGCCUCCUGGGCCUCAUCGUCCUCGCCCCGCUCUUCGAAUGCUCCCGCUUCGCCACCAACCCGGUCAUCCCACCCCGCCUCUUCGCCAACAACCGCACCGCCUGCCUCGCCUACUUCGUCACCUUCCAGCACGCCAUCGUCACGUACUGGGUCACCUUCUUCCUGCCCGUCUACUUCCAAUCCGUGCUGCGCGCCGCGCCCACGCGCGCCGGCGUCAUGAUGCUGCCGACCGUCACGCUCUUCGCGCCCUGUGCCGCCGUCGCCGGCGGUGUCGUCUCCAAGACCGGCCGCUACAAGCCCCUCGCCGUCGCCGGCCUGCUCGUCGUCACCGUGUCGGUCGGCUGCCUGACGCUGCUCGACGCGCAAACUCACACGGCCGUCUGGGUCGUCCUGCAGGGGCUGGUCGCCGCGGGCUUGGGUGCUGUUAUUAGCACGCUGCUGCCGGCGGUGCAGGCGGGCGUGCCGGAGACGGAGGCUGCGGCGACGACGGCGACGCUCGCGUUCGUGCGCAGUAUUGCCACGGUUUGGGGCAUCGCCGUGCCCGCGGCGAUUUUUAACAACCGUUUCGAUCAGCUGCUGCCGGGUAUUGGUGAUGCGGGCGUCAGGGCGCUGCUGGCGAAUGGGAAGGCGUAUGAGCGCGCGUCGAGGGAGUUUAUUAAUGGCUUUCAGGAGCCGCUGAGGAGUCAGAUUGUUGGGGUUUAUGCAAAGAGCUUGAGUAGGAGCUGGGCGAUUGCUGUCGUGUUUGCGGGUACGGCGCUGGUUGCGGCGUGCUUUGAGAAGGAGCUCAAGCUUAGAACGGAGCUGGAGAAUGAGCAUGGGCUCGAGAAGAAGGCGGACAGUGUGAAUGCCGAGGAAAACGGCACUGUGCACAAAGGCUGA